AUGAACAUCAACCUCGACACCGCGAAGGACACCCUUUGCAAGAACAUCCUCAUCUACGGCUACUGCAAGUACGAGAACAAAGGAUGCGUUUUCAGCCAUAACACCAAGGCAGCUGCCGGAGCUGUGGGCGCUGGAGGCAGCCAGGGAGCUGCCAAUGGCAAUUCUGGUGGGUUUGAUGCUAAGCGUAAGUUCAACUUCAACACACCUUCGUUCCAGCCUAGCGUGCAAAACGUCACCAACAAGUUCGCUGCAUUGUCUCCACGAGUCAACGACAUCCCCGUGUUCGUGCCUGGAGGGUCGGCCCCGCCAUCUACAGGGUCUAGUGGCGUGGCAAACUCCUCGGGAUUGAGUGCUCCAACCUCUCGAGGCGCCGACUCGGCCGACCAGACAGAUGCUCCCGCCAAAAAGUUCAACGUUUCCACGCCGAUAUUCAUGCCCUCUAAUAUAUACGGGUCUGAAUUUCCAGCUGGUUCUGAGACGAAUAACUCCAUCGCUCCCCCUACAAGCAACGGUGGCAGCAACAACCCCUACUUCCCGGGCAACUCGAUGGUGCCUGGCGGCACCAUGACGCCAGGCGCCUCCGAGGUAUUCUACCAGCAGCAGGCAGCCACCUACCCCUUGCAAUAUCACCUAUACGCCCCAGCUCCACCUCCAAGACUCACAUUUCCAUUACCACCUCACGAAACUAAUGCGAACUUAAUGUUUAUUCCUAAUGAUUUAAGAGAAAGUCUCCAGAAGAAGAACGAAGCCACAUUGCAGACCAUCCCCAGAUCCAACUUGCCGGACCAUGUCAAUACAUACCAUUCGUUGGUCCCCAUAGAUAAAACAUAUGAGCCCAACUCCGAAGUCUGGGGUAUUCCCACUUCCCUAUACAAGGUGUUCUCAAACGUUGAUGGCAAUGCGUAUGCAAUUAGGAAAAUUGACCUCACAUUCCCGAUCAUCAACGAAUUGCCGUUUAGAACAAUAAGGAAAUGGAAAACCGUCAAAAAUUCCAACGUCGUUCAAGUACAAGAAGCAUUCACUACCAUGGCAUUUGGAGCAUCAAAGUUGAUCAUUGCGUAUGAUUAUUAUCCAAACUCCAACACCCUUGUCGAGCAUCACAGAAGAAUCGGAACCCGGACCGAACCCAUCACUGAAGACAUCAUGUGGAACUAUACCAUCCAAUUGGUCAAUGCUUUGGUGGCUAUCCACGAAAAGGGUUUGGCGGCCAGGUCGUCAUUAUCCUUGUCCAAGAUCAUUGUAACAAAUAAGAACCGUGUAAGAUUAUCCAGUUGUGGAAUCAGUGAUAUCAUCGAUUUCGAAAAGGACGAAGAAGAAAUUGGGCGUUUGGGAGGACAGGGAUUCAUCAACAAAUUACAAAGAGAAGAUGUGCACCGCCUAGGACGGGUUUUGAUGGAGUUGAGUGCAAUGACCAUAUCGCCAAACUUAAGAAACACCGACAAGCUGAGCUUGCUCGGAUUGUUACGAACUGCCUCCACCUUGAACUUCAGCAGUGAGUACAUCGAGAUGUUGACCAAGUUGAACGAGGAUUCCGAACAUUUCGAUUUGGUUCAAUUCCGCCAAAUAUACUUGAGCUCGCGUGCGUUCAAGCUUUUGAAUGAAUUGCAGAAUUCCAAUGACUAUAUUGAAUCACAACUAGGAAGCGAGCUUGAGAACGCUCGCUUGUUCCGGUUAAUGGCCAAAUUGAAUUUCAUCAUUGAUAGACCCCAAGCCAAGGACUGGAACGAGAACGGCAACAAAUACGUUCUCAAGCUCUUCAGAGACUAUGUUUUCUUCCAGUACGAUGAGUUUGGCAAGCCUAUAACCGACUUAUCGCGGGUUUUGGUGAGCUUAAACAAGUUGGACGCCGGUAUAGACGAAAAGAUCUUGUUGGUUAGCAGAGAUGAAAAGAGCUGCAUUAUGGUGAGUUAUAAGGAAGUGCGGGACAUGGUGGACUCGAUAUUUAGGACUCUUACGAGGGAUAGAUAG
Suhomyces tanzawaensis NRRL Y-17324 is the source of this 1968-nucleotide messenger RNA. It is a transcript of the gene PAN3, whose product is annotated as Pan3p. Gene Ontology annotation, molecular function: metal ion binding; poly(A) binding; ATP binding. Gene Ontology annotation, biological process: protein phosphorylation; mRNA processing; nuclear-transcribed mRNA poly(A) tail shortening. Bases 1 to 1968 code for a protein of 655 amino acids. The record is from RefSeq and is a predicted model, not a curated record. Lineage: Eukaryota; Fungi; Ascomycota; Pichiomycetes; Serinales; Debaryomycetaceae. The transcript has 2 exons. Gene Ontology annotation, cellular component: PAN complex; P-body.